Cyclopterus lumpus (lumpfish) is the source of this 1722-nucleotide messenger RNA. RefSeq names its product COP9 signalosome subunit 3 (gene cops3). The transcript has 12 exons. Gene Ontology annotation, cellular component: COP9 signalosome. The coding region runs from base 258 to 1529 and encodes 423 amino acids. Gene Ontology annotation, biological process: ubiquitin-dependent protein catabolic process. Lineage: Eukaryota; Metazoa; Chordata; Actinopteri; Perciformes; Cyclopteridae. The record is from RefSeq and is a predicted model, not a curated record.
CCUUCAAAGAAAAACAAUUAUACAAUAACAAAUGUGAUACAGUACUGCAAUACUUUCAGCAAAUCGUGUGUCUGUCCCUUUAAGAAUACGAAGAUUGGUUCUUAAAUCUCGUUGCAGUCUGUUCAGUUUUUAUGAUCUCGCGAUAGCUUUACUUCAUUGGCGGCUGUGUGGCCCCUCUGUCUUAGUCCGGACGGAGUUGUUUCUGACGUUUGAAUGAAAAACAGUGCAAAUUACCUCCACUUUGGACCCAAGAAAUAAUGGCUUCAGCCUUGGAGCAGUUUGUGAACAAUGUGCGGCAGCUCUCCGCUCAAGGCCAGAUGACUCAGCUGUGCGAGUUGAUCAACAAGAGUGGGGAGCUGCUGGCCAAAAAUCUGUCCCACCUGGACACAGUGCUGGGGGCCCUGGACAUCCAGGAGCACUCCCUAGGCGUGCUGGCUGUGCUAUUUGUGAAGUUCUCCAUGCCAAACAUCCCUGACUUUGAGACACUCUUCUCCCAAGUCCAGCUCUUCAUCAGUACUUGCAAUGGGGAGCACAUUAGAUAUGCAACCGACACUUUUGCUGGUCUCUGCCACCAGUUGACAAAUGCCCUUGUUGAGCGGAAACAGCCAUUGCGGGGUGUUGUCGUCCUAAAACAGGCAAUCGACAAAAUGCAGAUGAACACAAACCAACUUACCUCAGUUCAUGCAGACCUGUGUCAGCUGUGCUUGUUAGCGAAGUGCUUCAAGCCCGUCCUGCCCUUCUUAGAAUUGGACAUGAUGGACAUCUGUAAGGAGAACGGAGCUUACGAAGCAAAGCACUUUUUAUGUUACUACUACUAUGGUGGCAUGAUCUACACGGGCCUCAAAAACUUCGAAAGAGCACUGUAUUUUUAUGAACAGGCAAUAACCACUCCAGCCAUGGCAGUGAGCCACAUCAUGUUGGAAGCCUAUAAGAAAUACAUCCUGGUGUCACUCAUUCUCCAUGGCAAAGUGCAGCCACUGCCCAAAUACACCUCGCAAAUAGUAGGGAGGUUCAUCAAGCCCCUGAGCAACGCGUACCACGAGUUAGCCCAGAUUUACACCACCAACAACCCGGCCGAGUUGCGCGGCGUGGUCAACAAACACACCGAGACCUUCACGAGAGACAACAACACGGGCCUGGUCAAGCAGUGCCUCUCCUCACUCUACAAGAAGAACAUCCAGAGGCUAACGAAGACCUUUCUGACACUGUCUUUGCAAGACAUGGCGAGUCGAGUGCAGCUGUCCGGCCCACUGGAAGCAGAGAAAUACGUCUUACACAUGAUUGAAGAUGGUGAGAUCUACGCUAGCAUUAACCAAAAGGACGGCAUGGUUUGCUUCCACGAUAACCCCGAAAAAUACAACAACCCAGCAAUGCUUCACAAAAUUGACCAAGAGAUGUUGAAAUGUAUAGAGCUGGAUGAGAAACUAAAGUCUAUGGAUCAAGAAAUCACAGUCAACCCACAAUUUGUGCAGAAGAGUAUGGGAUCGCAGGAGGACGAUGUCGGUAGCAAAACAUCAAGUUAUUCCUGAGGGGCCUUGGACGGGGAGAGAACGCUGCAGCCACCCAACACGUUCUUCCCAGGAUGAGUUGGAUUUUUUUUAAAGAGGAAAACAAACAAACAUUCUAUUGCAUAAGGACUUUGGUCAAGGAAAAUCUAUUUGUGUGGAAUGAUGAUACAUUUGGUUAUUCUUUCUUCACAGUGUCUUGAGGAUAGCAAAUGGU